Scutellospora calospora is the source of this 481-nucleotide messenger RNA. NCBI's taxonomy places the organism in Eukaryota, Fungi, Glomeromycota, Glomeromycetes, Diversisporales, Gigasporaceae. The record is from the annotation of a GenBank genome assembly.
GCAGCGGCUCUCUUAGUAGAUGAAACAGGCAUUAGCAUGACGGCGGAUGAAUACCUUAAGGAACGAAACGAAAAACAGCUUGAACGAUUUCCUUUUGUUAAACCUAUGCCCGGUGUCAUGGUGGCAACAAGUUCAUACCAUGAUGUUUUCGAGGUUAAAACAUCAAAUAAUCAAGAACUUUUUGGUAUGUUCGACAGUAUUACAUGUGGUGAUGACCCAGAUAUCAAGAAUGGUAAGCCAGCACCAGACUUGUUUCUUUCAACUAGAAAGAAAAUGGGUAAUCCACCGGUUGAACAAUGUUUGGUAUUUGAAGAUGCAAUUAAUGGAAUCCAAGCAGCGAAAAAUGCGGGAAUGAAAGUUGUUUGGGUAGCGCAUCCUGAAUUGGCAGCAAUAUAUCCAGGUGACAAUGGAGCGGAUGAAAAGAUAUUAUCUUUAGAAAAUUUUAAUCCAGCAAAAUAUGAAUUACCACCUUUUGAUGACA